This is a messenger RNA of Homarus americanus (American lobster), 2018 nucleotides long. RefSeq names its product TGF-beta-activated kinase 1 and MAP3K7-binding protein 1-like. Gene Ontology annotation, molecular function: protein serine/threonine phosphatase activity. The transcript has 10 exons. Bases 58 to 1596 code for a protein of 512 amino acids. The record is from RefSeq and is a predicted model, not a curated record. Gene Ontology annotation, biological process: protein dephosphorylation. Lineage: Eukaryota; Metazoa; Arthropoda; Malacostraca; Decapoda; Nephropidae.
CACGAACGCCAUCUUUGUUUUGGUCAGGAGCUCGUCUGGUCGUCGGGGACCCUAUAGAUGAGAAUGCCAUCACAGGCCAUUAAACCCACAUCGUUAGGGAUGACGGGACUACGGAACAACGACACCUGGACUGACGGUCUACCCAUCUGUAAACUAUCAGGUGUAGGGAUGUCGGCCAAUCAGAUGUACCGUGAAGAUGGGACGCCCUGUUCGGAGCACGAGUAUGAGGACCGCAGCAUCCACUUCUGUCUUGACCAUGAGAACGGGACCUACCUCUAUGGGGUCUUUGACGGCCAUGAUGGAGCCAAGGCUGCGUACUUUGCUUCUCAGAGAAUGCCGGCCGAACUGAGUUUCGAGCAGCUCACCGGGAAAACGUCGUCCGAAGAAGUGAAAGAGGUGUUUAGAGACGCCUUCCUGGCCGUGGAGAAUGCCUUCCUUGAGUCCAUCGACCCCAAGAUAGCCGAACGGACCCACAUACUGGACAAGAUUCCCGACGGCAUGUCCCAGUUCGAAGCCGCUCAGAAAUUCCCCGAUAUUGUCAACAGAUUGCAGGUCCUCGAUCAGGAGAUUCGGGGAGGAACAACGGCUGUCGUGGCGCUUAUACACGGUGGCGUGUUAUACGUCGGCAAUGUGGGCGACUCACGUGCUCUACUCUGCAAGAAAGACAGGUCUGGGGUACUGAAGGUCAAACAGCUGACGGCCGACCACACAACAAGCAGCCACGACGAGGUGCAGCGUUUAGCAUCCUUGAGUUUACCAGCGUCCAAGAUCCAAGGAGCAAAAUUCGGCAACCACGAACUGACGAGAUGCAUCGGGAACUACUUUAUGAAGGGCGGCUACAAAGAGUUCGACAUCUUCAGCUCAGCCACUGGUGAACCUGUCAUAGCUGAGCCCCAUAUUACCUCCAUGCCUAUUGACGACUCUUGCAGUUUCCUCCUGUUAAUGAGUGAUGGUCUGUACAAGUCAUACCAAGACUCUACCGGCUCCGAACAAGUAAAUAAGGAGAUCGCUCAGAUGGCUGUCGAACAGUUUGUAGAGCAGCCGACACUAACCAGCGUGGCCCAGACGGUCGUUGACAAGGUCGUACGCCUCCACCACGACAACUACCUCACCAAGCAGAGGAACGUCACCUCUAGAGAUGACAUCAGCCUCAUCAUACGUAACUUUAGCUUCCCUCUGCGAUGUGGCUUGACACUUUCCUCGGCCCUAGCCACCUCCCCACGUCCACCAAUCAGACAUCACCCGAGACCCAGGCAACUGGAGUACUCGUCGUCAUCGUCCGGCAGCGACGACUUGACCCUACAAGAGGACACUGACAUCCUCUCGGGGCUGCCAGACUCUCGCUUGCUUCCCGGUGCCCGCGGCCACAGACUCGACCUGACGGAGGGCGUGAGUAACACCGUCGACGACCGCCACGACACCAACACCACCUCCACCGAGUCGUCAGAUCUCCAGAACCCCAGCCUGACGCAGUUCUCCCUGGACGAGGACGGACGCAUCCAACCCUACGUCGACUUCGAUCAGUAUUAUCAAGCGAUCGAGGAGGCGAGAGCGGCCGGGCUGAUCGCCGAUUCCCAGUUGCAUCUGUAUAAGUGACGCAGAGGGAAGGGAUUUGUGACGUGAAAAUGCCCCGCGUCUCGUCCUCUAGCUUGGGGUACGACGUUGGGUUAAGUGUUUCGCUACUUCGGCCAUUUUAACAUAGGUUUUUUUUUGGUAGGUCAUGUGAACAUUAGACACCCUAGUUUAUUUUUCACCUGAUGAUUAAUUACAGUAUUCCUAACCUAACCCUUCUAAUCUACAGGUGAAAUAAGCUGGGGUGUCUAAUCUUCAGGUAAUCACUAACAUGGGAGAAAGCACUUACCAAACAUAUUGAUAUUGAUAAAUAUAAUAUAUAUCGGUAGAAAGCUUUAAAAGAAAUGUAUUUAUUAUUAUUAUUAUUAUUAUAUUUACCACAGCAGAAGACGUUCGGGAAUGAGAAACUUCCAGGCAAUGAGACAAAAUAUCCCCCCCCAUCCCCC